CCCUCACCCCCCUUCUCUGCCCAAGCAAGCACAACUACAUAUUUUCCCCCAAAGCCAAAUCAGAAGCGCGCGUUGUCUCACACUAAGAAAUUUCGUUGAAAAAUGGGCAAGCGAAAGGCGAAGGCAAAGCCUGCGCCUAAGAAGAGAAUGGACAAGCUGGAUACUGUUUUCACUUGCCCCUUUUGCAACCAUGGUGACAGCGUCGAGUGCCGCAUUGACAUGAAGAACUUGAUUGGUGAAGCUAUAUGUAACAUCUGUCAAGAGAGUUUCAGCACAACCAUCACAGCUUUGACUGAAGCCAUAGACAUAUAUAGUGAAUGGAUAGACGAAUGCGAGCGUGUCAACACUGUUGAUGAUGAUGGUGCUUAAGAAGCUGAUGGGAGGUUCAAGUUCAGUCUUGUUGUAAGGGGAAGGAGAGGGCUGGAAAGUUGUGUCCUUAAGUCAAUAAAGAGUGACCGGCUAGAUCUUCUUCAUGUGGUGGUUGUAAAAUGUAAACGGUGUCUUUUUAAACCUACAUUUGUAGGCAUGUAUAAUCACCAUGUUGUAUUAUUAAUUUGGUAUGUAUAUGCAUGUGUAACCUAGUUUGAAUUUAAAGAUCUUGCCUAAUUAGUAAAAUAAACGCUCAGCUAAGACAACGUGUUGAAUGUUGAUGUGAUGAGCUGGUUUUGAUA
Molecule: messenger RNA, 671 nt
Organism: Rosa rugosa (rugosa rose)
Lineage: Eukaryota; Viridiplantae; Streptophyta; Magnoliopsida; Rosales; Rosaceae
Product: transcription elongation factor 1 homolog
Exons: 5
Coding region: 103-369 (88 amino acids)
Biological process (GO): transcription elongation by RNA polymerase II
Cellular component (GO): transcription elongation factor complex
Molecular function (GO): RNA polymerase II complex binding
Source: RefSeq, a predicted model, not a curated record